Molecule: messenger RNA, 321 nt
Organism: Symbiodinium sp. CCMP2592
Lineage: Eukaryota; Dinophyceae; Suessiales; Symbiodiniaceae
Source: the annotation of a GenBank genome assembly
AUGCAGCUGGCGUCGAGCGAAUGCAACGAUGAAAAAGUACGGGGCCAAUCGAGCAACGAGGCUUGCUGCCAGUGCGGUGGUGGGGUCGUUACGCCGACGCCCUUCUCCUAUCCCAACAGGCGCUGGUCCCUGGACUCGGACAUUGUCAUGAAGCCCGAGCCCCGCACGGCCCUGCGCUACACCGUGGACUCGAAGUGUGAGCUUGCGGCACAUAACCUGACCAUCGACAGCUCCACAGGAGGGUUUUGGGCAAUUUCGGGUGCUUUGUUGCAGAUUGUAGGGCUUCAGGUUCGGGGGUUGGGAUGUAGGCUUCAGAGCUGA